This is a messenger RNA of Folsomia candida, 4403 nucleotides long. RefSeq names its product 14-3-3 protein epsilon (gene 14-3-3epsilon). The coding region runs from base 340 to 1125 and encodes 261 amino acids. The record is from RefSeq and is a predicted model, not a curated record. Lineage: Eukaryota; Metazoa; Arthropoda; Collembola; Entomobryomorpha; Isotomidae. Gene Ontology annotation, cellular component: cytoplasm. The transcript has 6 exons. Gene Ontology annotation, biological process: signal transduction.
GGUGGUGGUGCGGUGGACAAGCCGAAGUCAGUCACAGAGUUCCGACGAGCACAAGCCAGCCAGCAGCAGCCAGCCAGCCAGCCAGUCAAAAACGAGUCAUCUCUCACCUCCCAAUAAUUUUCUUGUUUUUAAAAUAGUCGGAAUAUUUUGAAUAUUUCACUCGUCCGCACGUCGUAGUUAUCUAAACGAACUAGGGAACGUGAGAGCGAGGAAGCCACCCACGACCACUCGAUUUCCCCCACGGACGGCCGGUGUGUAAAGUUAGGAGAGAGAGAAAGAGUGAGAAUUUAAGUGUGGGUACAAGUGUGAAUAAGGGAAAAAAGCCGAUAAGAAGAAACAAUGUCUGACCGGGAGGAUAACGUUUACAAGGCCAAGUUGGCCGAGCAGGCGGAGCGGUACGAUGAAAUGGUCGAAGCCAUGAAGAAAGUCGCGAGUCUUGACGUCGAGUUGACGGUGGAGGAGAGAAACCUACUGUCGGUGGCGUACAAGAAUGUAAUUGGAGCUCGACGAGCUUCUUGGAGAAUUAUUUCUUCCAUCGAGCAGAAGGAAGAGAGCAAGGGGAGCGAGGAUAAGUUGGACAUGAUUCGACAGUACCGAGCUCAAGUGGAGAAGGAAUUGAAAGAGAUCUGCUCCGACAUUCUGAACGUUUUGGAUAAACACCUUAUUCCGUGUGCUACUUCGGGAGAGAGUAAAGUUUUCUACUUUAAGAUGAAGGGUGACUAUCACCGAUACUUGGCCGAAUUUGCGACCGGGACGGAUCGAAAAGAUGCUGCAGAGAAUUCUCUCGUGGCUUACAAAGCUGCUAGCGACAUUGCCAUGGAAGAAUUACCUCCCACACAUCCCAUUCGUCUGGGGCUGGCUCUGAAUUUCUCCGUGUUCUACUAUGAGAUCUUGAAUUCGGCCGACAGGGCAUGCCGACUUGCAAAGGCCGCCUUUGACGACGCCAUCGCCGAGUUGGACACGUUAUCUGAAGAGAGUUACAAAGAUUCUACUCUGAUUAUGCAGCUGCUCCGCGACAAUCUCACUCUUUGGACAUCCGACAUGCAGGGUGAAGCCGCCGAAGGCGGAGAAAGUGAACCGAAGGAGCAACUUCAAGACGUUGAAGAUCCCGAAGCUGCUUCAUAACUCGCUCUGGACACUUAUUCUACAUACACAUGCAAACUGAUUCCUCUCAUUAACUAAUCUCCCCAUCAUCAUCAUCCUCCUCCCCCUCUCUCUACGGAAAUUUCCACUCACUACUACUCCACUAACACCAUUGCUACUACUGCUGCAAUUGUAUGGAUUUAUUAUAAUUACUUCGUACACGUAACUUAAUCUCUUCAUUUUAUUAUUAUAAAAUAAGUGCAAAAAUCUUUUACUACUACUAUUUGAGGGUCAGACAUGUCCAGUAAUGAUCAUGAUUUGUUUUUAGCAAGUGGAUUGAUAUAUAAAAAAAGGAAAGUUUGUUUUUAUAAUUUUCAACUCAGUUUUAUUAGUGGCACAUGGUAACGGACGGAGAAAGGACAAGGCAAGGUUAAUAAUGAGAGGUUCCCGAAUUUCUUGUUAUUUUUUUCAUCACCCAUAUAAUUAACAAGCCAAUCCAUGUAAUUAUUACAAAAUAUGUCAACUUACUUUGUCUAAUAUUUGGACUUUUUUAUUUUUUAUUUAUUUUUUUGUGGUAGCAAAUACCCACAUUUUUUGAUCUGGUAGAGAAAGUGGUGCAUUAGACUGGAGAGAGUGAAAGAAGCGGAUUUUCAGUUGAUAACUGCAUAACCAACCUGAUGAAUUAUAUUACUUAUUAUUAUUAACUAUAAAAAUACUUACGAAAUUAUCACCACCAUCAUUCAAUCCAGCAACACAGCAACGUUCCGUUAUUUGAAAUCUAGUUUAUUGUUGUAAAAAGAAGGCAGAUAAAAAUUUGUAGCAGUAGCAGCCAACCAACAGCGAAAGGACAGACAGACUCUUUUUUCAUAUUGUUUGAGUGUGACCUUAGGAGAAAUUAUGAUUAUUAACCACUACUUUCCGCGUACUUAUGUAACUAAUUAUCCAGUCAUUGGUGAGGAAGUCAGUAGAAGAAGAAGAAGAAGAAAGUGCAGUGUUGUGAGGAUGCAUGUAAAGAAAGUUCAGCCGAAGAAGCAGUUGUUAGCAUAUGUCGCUGAUCGAUGAUUGAUCCUUCUCUCAAUUCCUGGUAUUAAACAGUAAUAACGAUAUGAUUAACAUAUUUACAUUCAUAUUAAUAUAAUAGCUCACAUAAUAGAAAAACGGGGUCAAGCAGUCCAUUCAAAAUUGUUGCAUAAUAUUGAUUGUCAUAAUAAUAGUAUAGUUAGUUGGAUGAUACAUAGGAAAACUAUUCAUUAAUAAUUAAUUGUUACUUAAUUUGCCACCACCACACAAACCUAAUCUCUCCUCUUUGUGAUUAUUGUUAUUCUUGUCGUUUGUUUUACUACACAGACAUUUAGUAUUUAGUUUAAUAACGACACACCUAACUAACCGCACUACCAUAUGAAUUGAUUACCAUAAAAGCUGUUGUUGUUGUUGUUAUUGUCAGUACCGUAAACAAUUAUUAAUAAUUACUUGAUUUGACUUUUUUUCUUCUAAAUUCCACACCAUAAAACACGCUUCUACUGUGCAGUAAAAAAAAAUAUGAAUGAAUGGCCGGGUGACAAGAUGCGCCGCGCGGGGGGGAGGGAUGAUUAUUAUUAUUAUAACAGUUAUUGUUAAACAACAAACAAAUUAAAUGAAAGAAAGCUUUCCGAUUAAGUUAUUCAUUUUCUUUUUCGUUCCGGCUUUUCUAUAACCGUUUAACGCGUAAGAUAUAAAUGAACUCAAAAUUUUGUAACUUUUUUAAUUGUAAUGUAAAACGUAACUUAAUGAAGAAGAAGAAGAAGAAAGAAUGGAGGGAGAAAAGUUGACGCAAGUUUAAUUACUUGCUUCUUACCUACUCUCUUAUCUACACAAAAACAAUGAGGGUGUAACUGUAAUUGUACAUACUUAAUCUUUUUGCUUCCUCUCUCCAAUAUAUAUUGCUAUAAUUUAUGUGCUGAUAAGAAUAAGUAACAUUUUUUGGCACGACUACGUACGACUACGAAGAGAAGAAGACGACGAAGAAAAAACGGGGUGGGGGUGUUGUUGUGGAUGGACAAAUUAACUGUGGUAAAAAAAUGAAUGACUGAUGCUUUCUUUACAAGCUUGUUAAUUAAUUUAACGAUAUGUUUAUUAGUUUAUUGUUAUCACUUACUCUUUGAAUAUCAUUGUUGUUACAUCUAUUAUUUGAAAUCUGAGGAAAUAUUAAGAACGAGAGGAUGGGAGAGGAAAUGAAAUGGAAAUUUUACUUAUUACACUUAUUUACUUGUUGUUGUGUGUACGCGUGUAAAAAUAAUAUGAUCCAAUCCGUAGAAAAAAAAAACAAACAAAAACUUGUAUCUGACUUGCUUUUCUAUUCGAUAUAUAUAAAAAAUAGGAAAAGGAUGGAUGGAUGACAAAAAAUUUUGUGCGUUGCCAAAAAAAAAUUGGCCAAUAAAACAAUUCAAAUCUAGUUGGAUUUAUAAUAAUGAUAUAGCACUCACGAGUAACAUUUAACAAACAGAAUAAUUAAAACAUAGUUCAUUCAAAUUUAUGGUAAAUUUUGAAUCCAUUUUUAUUACUAAAUUAGUAGUUUGCAAAAAUUGAUCCGUUUCUAGUAAAACCGUUUUUUGGUUGACUUGCACACACAAUGAGAAACGAUUGCCAUCCCUUCCUUCCUUUCUUAUUGGUUGAUUAUUGAUACGUAAUUAUUAUUAAUUAAUAUUGUCACGUAAUAAUAAUUGUUAAUUAAUUAAUUAAUCAUUAUUGUUCCCGUGCUCUGGAAAAGUCAAGUGAUUUACGUUUUAUAUAAGUAAAUUAUGCAAGGAUCGAAUAAUUGGGCGUUUGUUGAGUACAUUUUCUUUCUUUCGGUUUGGUUGGUAGUUAUUUUUUUCAUUUUCAGUCAUGUUUUAUUAUUAAAAAUUCGAGAGCGAGAGAGAGAGAGAGAGGAAAGUGAUCCCUUCUUCUUAUGAUUAUGAUUAUGUAAUGGUCAACCUUGUAUUUAAAAAAUGUGUACCUCAUCAUCACUCGACGACGACUCAAUCAAAUGUCAAGGUUGGUUGGGCUGAUUGAUGUUGAGAGAGAGUGACCGACUACUUAUUAGUGGAAACUUGUUGUGACUUCAAAAAUCAGCAGAAUCAGAAAUCGCCCAACCCACCGACUACUCUUCGACACACUCCUCCUCCUCCCCAUCAUCAGUUAAGAUAUUUAUAUGGGUUCGCUAUAUACUACUCGACGCGCGUUGUCAUGCAUUGAAUUGAAUGUCUGUUCCACAGGAGUUAAAGAGGGGCACAACUUGUAGAUAAACAAUUAUAAUGAGCUAAUAGUGAAAUAAAAAGCCAACUAUACUAUUUGCUUAACCA